Molecule: messenger RNA, 8229 nt
Organism: Apis dorsata (giant honeybee)
Lineage: Eukaryota; Metazoa; Arthropoda; Insecta; Hymenoptera; Apidae
Product: protein split ends
Exons: 10
Coding region: 229-7752 (2507 amino acids)
Source: RefSeq, a predicted model, not a curated record
UGGCGGUGGUGGUGGUGGCGAGGCGAACAACAGAGAGAAUCAACGGGAGAACAACCGAGAGACGAGUAAAGAGAAACAACGAAGCAAGAGGAAUCGUUCGGAGAAGGAGUCGAGGGAACGAAGCCCGAGGGUGUCUCACGANAUAAAGAGUUCCUAGCGAGACUGGACAUCUCGAAGCGCAAUGAUUCCAACUCGCCGAGUGAGCAGACUACGAAUCAUUCGCGAGAAAUGCAGCAGCAGCAACAGCAGCAGCAGCAGCAACAGCAGCAACAACAACAACAGCAACAACAGUCUUCCAUGAAUCUGCACAGCGACGUGGACGAUGGCCCUUUAUCGACUCACGACAUCCAGGUGGCCAGACAUCCAUCCGCCACCACAGACACGGACAGCGACGAGCCGAAGAAACACUCGAUUUUCGACAUAGUCGACGACGAGCCUGCCUACAUCAGCAUGUACGACAAAGUGAAGGCGCGCUCGACGAAGAACAUGCAGAAACUGGAGGAGGAGAAGCGGCAGGUACGACUGAAGGACAAGUUCUCGCAGUUGAAACAGAGUCGAGCGAGGAGGGAGGAGAAGAAGCAGAGCACCUCGUGGGACGGCGACUCGGUGUCGAGCAAGGCUUUGACGGAGGACGAGGCAACCUCCGAGUCCGACUCGGCCAGGGCCAAGUCUUUGUCGAGGAAGAGUUCCAGAUCUCGAAUUCACUCGGACACCAGCGAGGAGGAGGAGUCGUCGUUCAACAACAAGAUUCGAAAGGUGGUGAAGACCGAGAGGUUCUUGGAGAGCGACGUCGACCUCGGAUUCGCCGACACGGAGGAGAAACACAAUUCUCUCGAAACGACGAACAGCGUGGUAGUGAACAGCGUUCACUCGAACGCGAAGGAAGAGCCUCGUACGUCGGACGACGACGAAAGAGUUCCCGUUCCUUUCCGUGGCAAUCAUCCGGCGAUCGUGGUCAACAAUCACGAGCGCGACUCCCGUAAAAAGUCGCACAAGAAGAAGCAAAAGCGGCAAAAGAACUCGAUAUCGAACGAGGAGAACAGCCUGAAAACCGAGUCGUCGGAAACCGUCGUGGUCGAGCACAAGAACAAGUCGAACACCGUGGCGAGUGGCAACGCGGAUUGUCGACCUAAUCACACGUCCGAGUCCAUCAACGUGUCCACGACCGCGACGUCCGCUACGACUACGCUCGAGAACACGGAGGAGAGGAUAAGAUCGGACAAGAAACAACGGAACAAGAAGGACAAGAGGAGGGACAGGAACGGCGACGACAAAGCCAAAGCGAGGAGGAAGAGGUUGAACAGGCAGGAGGCUAGAGAUUCGCAACGUAUGGAGGAUAUAUUCGGCCCGUUGUCGGACGACGUGGACGACGGCCCGUCCAACAAUGCUCUUUUCAAUCGGUUGGGUAACAACGCGUACGCCUCGGACAGCGACGGUGGCCACAGCCCUGGGCUGGACGUGGAGCGAGCCAGACGGAAGGCGGAGAAGAAGCAGCGUCGCCACCAACCGGAGGACGAGAACAGCGUGGACUUGGCGGAGGCGGGGCGUGAGAUCGAGGCGAAGCUUUUAGGCCUGCCCAACUCGCCGAAAUCGGGCGUGGCUUGUACGGAGAGCAACGACCACGAUGUGUUCCGGUUNCCGACGAUAACGACAGCGUGGAACCGUCCACGCCGUCCGCUAUUCCGGAGAAGGAAGAGCGGCGAAUUGCCUUAUUUGGGAGCUGAUCCCAGCCCUCCGAGGGCAAGUAGCCCGCUUGUAUCGAAAACGAUGUCGCCUACCUUACCUACGCCCAGGGACACCUUGCUCAGUCCCAUUCCGAAGGUCGUGUCCAACGUGACGACGAUGCCGUCGAUGACGCCCCCUCCCGUGGUUGGAAGUGGAAGUAUUCAAUCAGGAAAAACGGAAAAGAAGAAGGACAAAUUUAUACCAGGGUUCGGUAUCGAGAUCGAUGAAACGAUUCAUGAUAACGCGGUGAAGAGUAUCUCGGAACCGGAGGAGCGUGAGAGCAAUUGUCAGUCGCGCGGCGGUAGGGAGGAAGCGGAGGGCGAGGAAGAAGACGCGGAAGCUGAAGACACGGUCGGAGCGACGGCCGAGGCGCCUCAAGAGGAUGUCGAGGAGAUGCAACAGGCCGUGGAAAGUCUGAACGCUUCGACGGGAGAGGGUGAGACUGAUAUGAAACCGGAUACUCCUCAAAGCGAGCACGAUCUGCAGAUAGACACGGACACGGAAGAAGACCCGAACUAUGAGACGUUCGAUUUGACGCAACCGCCUAAAACGCCAGACAUUCCAUCUUUCUACAAAUCGCCCACGAAAACCGUCAACGCUAUCGCGCCUUCCCUGGCGGCGACGACAGAGAAGGCCAUCGAAUCCCGAAUCUCGUCCAUACCCGUGAAAUCGCAGAGUCCACCGCCAACCUCCGUGAUAGCGCAUUCGUGGAACUUGAACGAGAAGCCGCGAGAAAUAGCGAAAACCGUGCAAGCGAUGGAAAACCAGGCGCGUCGAGCUUCGACCUCGCCACCUCCUCAAUACAAACAGCCAGUCUUAGGUCCGUGCAGCGUACCGAUUACCAGUGAAACUCCUAGAAUAGCCGCGGUCAGUCCUAGACCACCGCCGAUCAGCGUGCAAUCCUUGUACCAGAAGCUGCCCGUUUCGCCGCAAUCUCAGAUGGUACCAAUGCGACAAACCUCUCCUCGAAUGCAAAACAUCUCCGCCGUUUCGACAUCAGCCUCCUCGAAUCAAACUCCUCUGCCACCUCUGGUUCCAUCCAGAAUGCCACCUUUGGUGCCGUCGCAAUUGUCGCCGAGAAUCCUGCAACCGUUGUCACCUAACGGGCAAUGGUCUCGAAACUCGGCGCUCAGCCCACAUGUACCAAGCGUCGGUAAACCGUCUCCUCCACCGGCCAGGAUAGCGGUAAGCGUGCCCGUUUCAGCGCACAGACCGGAAGCACCCGCGCAACAGAUUUAUUCCACGGCUGCCACCCAGCAACCCGUCAUUCAGCACGCUCCUGGAAUGAGAGCUCUGGCGCCUAGUCAUCCGAGAGGAGGCUUGCCACCUCUCACGCUCAAUAUCCCACACCGUCCUUACAUGCCUGUACCACCGUUGGCUCCGGGUGUACAAGUGAAAAGCUCGAGGGAUUCCACCCUGGGUGGGAAAUCCGUGAUUGAGACGUUACUUCCGGUAAAUCCUAACGAGCCUCCCCAGCGACUCGAGGAACCGAAAUUAUCGCCAGCUGUUAUUCCAGAGCCCACGAACAAGGCUUCCACCUCGCCUAAAGUUCCGUCGCCGAAUCAACCGCCCACGUAUAUUCCCGAGACGGCGAAGAUCGAGAUAAACGCAAGUACGUCGAGCCCAGUGUUCGGCAAACCGACCAGCAUCUCGGACACUUGCUCCUUGUCGUCCAGAAAUCAGAAACAAAUUCCAGGCGCUAUAACGACGGAUGGUAAUUUGUUGUCCCCGAGACAGAAGCAAGAAAUUUCGAGUCUUCAACUUUUAACUACUCAUGUGCCACGCUCCUCAACGCCGAGCCCUGUGAUAGUCAGUCAUGGACAAUCUCACCUAGUCCACAAGUCUGUGGUGCAUACUAUCGGUGCAUCCACCGUGUCUUCGGCCAAUCAACCGCUGAUCAAGACGGUUGUACCUAUAGUUUCGCAGCAGAUCGCGUCCACAGUACCUGUUACCGUAUCCGAAGAGAAAUGCAUCAUUGCGCAGGCGUCGCUACCUCUUAGCACGAGCAAGAGGCACUCGCCGAUAAUGCAGAGCGGUCAGUUGUCGAAGCCUCAUAUACCAUUAGUAUCCACGGUGUCGCAAGCCAUUAUCGCUAGAACUGUACCAUCGACGGUGUCCACAGUAUCGUCGCCACCGAUCAACACCGAGCAAACGACGACCGAGUGCGUGGAAUCGCGUCUAUCUUCGGACCAAGAGCUGGAGGUGGAUCCUGACGCGCAGAUGGCGCAAACGGCGCAGCCCAUGCAACUUACUCCGCCCAUACAACCUACACAACCGAUGGACAUUAUAAAAGAAGAACCGCCCGAAAUUUCGAAACGAGAAGACACCACGAUGAAAGAGGAAUCACGCAGCGAAGAAUCGGAACGUCCGUUGAAUCAGCCAAUCUGUACCAACGUGGACGUGAAUAAUCUUACCAAGGUAGAGUCACAGGAUCUUGUCAAAUCGGAAAAAUUAUUAUGUACGCCGAAAUGUGAAUCUAACGAUAACAAUCUUGUUCCCAAAAUGGAAAUCGAGCCCUCUUCGGUUAAGUUAGAAUCCGCGAACAACGAGAUCAAGGAAGAGGAGGCUGUGAAAGAGAACGAAGAAGCGGAUAUGGACGAGGAAUCGGCGGAGGAUCCGUUGAAAGAACCGAGCACGGAUCCACUUGCCAUCGACGUGUCUAAAGAGGAUCCAACGGAUAGUAAAGAGGAUAGUGAUUAUUGGUCGGCCAAAGAAGUGAAUAUCGAGAGCGUAAUAAAGAAAGUAGACGCGUUGUGCGAUGGCGAGGGCAACGACGGUGACGAAACGCAACAUGAUCAAAACGCCGGUAACGAGACGCAGGAGCAACCGAAAUCCAACGAAUCGGAAUGGUUCAACGCCGAGGUAACGGAGACCGAGAACAAGAAGAACUUUGCAGCAAACGAUGAUCAGGAUGAGGGUGUAGAAACGUGUGAAAGUGAAUCGACCAAGAGUCGUCGUGGUAGGACAAAGAGCAGACGUGGAGGCGGUAGCCGGGGUGGAGUAACCACCAGGCGAAGCAGUAGAAAUACUGCUACUGUAGUGCAUAAACGGGGAGCGAGAACUCCUAGAGGAAGCAAACAUCACGUGGAGAAGAACAAAUUGCCAGCUGACGUUUACGAGUUUCACGACGAUAGCGAGGAGGACAAUGCGGGACGGCCACGAUUGAUUCUCACGAUCAAGUCUCCAGUACCGAAUCUAUCCGGUCCCAAUGCGCAACCAGCGACACCUAUUGCCGCAGUGAAAGAAGUACCGCCAGAAGAGUUUGUCCCUCCAGCGGCGAACACGAGAAAGUCGAGGAGAUUGGCCGAGAGAGAUGGAAUUAGAAACACGAUAGACGAUGUGAUCGAAGAUGUCGUUCGUGGUUCCGCGGUGAACAAGAAUGUACUGGGAGGAUCUGGCAAUGUUCACGCUACAAGACGAAGCACCAGGCACAACAAUUCGCCUCGCGUACAGGCCACGAUGCAAUUGACCGAACCUAGAAAGUCGCCGAGAAGCAUGCGCGGUAAAUCUGCGCGAAGAACAUCCGAGAACGAUGACGACGAAGAGUAUCGCGAAUUGAUGAAGAUGAAGGAAACACCAUCCAUACCUCAAGACCUUCAAAACAAAGAAGAGAGUGUUCCAACUCCGGAUGAAACUCCAAAAGCGGAAGAGGCCAGUCAACCUGUACCAGAACCAACGCAGAAACCAGUUUCUCAUGAACCAAUGACGCUGAUAGAUCCGGUGACUGGAAUGUUGAUACCGAUGAGGGAGUCGGAGGAAGGUCAAUACAUUCCAGUUUCUACGACCUCUGGACAGACGCAGUCCGUAAACAGAAAUGCGUGCGAGUCCAGAACUGCUCCAGUAAUGAUGGCGAAUGCUGUUCUUAACACGAGUGGAGUGUUAAGACCGAAACCACCUCAACCGGAAAAUCUAAGUAUUUCCGAAGAACCGAAAAAGGAACAAAUUCAAGAACCGGGCCAAAAUCAACAGAUUCAACCACAGACCAGCGUUAUAACGAAACCACAAUCUCCGGUAGUUCAAGUAACCUCUACGGUCAGUAUAAUUCAAUCAGCGACAACUUCCACCACUGUUACUUCUGUGGCUACAACAACGGUGGCGAUGCCAACGACACCUACUUGCUCAACUCAAUCGAAGCCUACGAGCCUCAAGGCUCAUGUAUUAAAUGCUAGUAAAUUAGCUACACCAGUGCAACAACAAGUGGUGAUCACGAAACCAGCAACUCCUAGCGUGCCUAGCCAAUCGGUUGUGCAGAACAUCGUAAAAUCCACUCAACCGAUGCAAGGUCUACAUCUACAAGUGUCCAGUAACAGAGUAGUCUCGCCGAGUUUGAGCCCACGCAGUAAACAAACACCACAAAUUAGCGCAGCGAAUGGAAAAAGCCAAGGGCAGCCUAUGUCACCGGUUCUCAACAAUACUGGUGUUCCACCAAAUCCGAAACAGCACCUUUUGCAAGCGGCCAAACAACAAACAUCCGCGAUAGUGAAUCUUCCUUCUCAAAAAUUACCCAUGAACGUUCAUCCAGCUAAUGUAACUACAACACCUACCCCAAGAAUCCAUCAACCUGUUUCCCAACCAACAGCAUUAAAGGCUAUUAAUGGUCAGCCACAUCCUCUGAAUCCAAAAGCACAUUUGUUGCAAGCAGUGGUGCCACCAAUGGUCACAGGUGCAGUGGCCAGUCCACCUACUCAACCUCAUAUGAUGAAUCCACAACCUGCUAAUGUGAGCUGUUCGCGACCUCCAGCACCAAAACCAUCAGUAACGGGAACGAUGGAACCACCAAAAGUAGAAGUAUCAAUGUCUGGCUGUAUUAUGGUUCCAACUGCAAGUCCUCAAGCUCGAGGGGUACCAAUAUCAACUUAUGAAGGACCAUUGCAUGGAAGUGCGGGUGCUACUCCAUCACCAGGGGGCCAAUAUGGACUUGUCCCCCCACAUCGAUCCCAGAGUCCUCCAUUGCCUCCACCUGCCCAUCAUCAUACUAAUGCUUCUCAGGGUGACGUUGUAAACCAUUUUGGAGGUCUAGCAAGAGGAGCAGAGAUACCACCUCAUUAUAUGCAUCCGCAAAUGCUGCAAUAUCAGUACCUACGUGCACAACAAGAGGCAUUAACAGCUCCACGGAUAUAUCAUAUUCAAGAAACUCGAUCUCCUCAUUUACCAUUAGAUCCUAAACUUGAAACAGGCAUAGAGGAUAGUCACAGUCCACCAUUAGAAUUGAGACGUAGUGCAAGAACACCUCAAGAUCGGACUACUGAUAGUCCUCAAGUAGCUCAAGUGUACAUGAUGCAUGGAACAGUGAGAUUACCACCACCGCAAUAUAAUGCUGGAAGUAAUCCAUCUUUAACUGGUGCGCCAGCAGCUGCCAGAGGUGGUUUUUACGAGCCUCCACCGGCGCAUUUGCGUUCUCAAUAUCCUAUUGCCGCCAGUGAAGCGCCAAGUGAUAGAGCAAUUACACCAGAUAGGCCUAGAAAGCACCAAGUAGUUACUCCACCUCAUGCUUCUCAAGUGCCACCACAAGCAGACUCGUUUCAAAUGUUAUUGCAACGUUAUCCAGUUAUGUGGCAAGGACUAUUGGCUCUUAAAAACGACCAAGCAGCAGUACAAAUGCAUUUCGUUUUUGGUAAUCCCAAUGUGGCAAGGGACAGUCUACCAUGUAAUAGCGAUGGCUCCACUCCACCAUUGAGAAUCGCUCAGAGAAUGAGAUUGGAACAAACUCAGGUCGAAGGAGUAGCGAGAAAAAUGCAGAUGGAUAAUGAACACUGUAUGCUCCUUGCACUUCCUUGUGGUCGAGAUGAGGUAGACGUACUACAACAAAGCAAGAAUCUCCAAACCGGAUUUAUAAUGUAUCUACAGCAAAAACAAGCUGCUGGAAUUGUUAACAUCGCUGCACCAGGAUCACAACAACCUGCAUAUGUAGUUCAUAUUUUCCCAUCGUGUGACUUCGCAAACGAGAGCUUGGCGCGAAUCGCGCCGGAUUUGCUGCACCGUGUUGCAAAAAUCGCUCAUUUGCUCAUCGUUAUUGCCACCGUUUGAGGCCAACCAGUGGUCUAUUGGAUUACAAUCUAUCUAUAUUUCUCACCUUCAUGCACUUAUAGGACACUUCGCACGUGGCAUGAAGCCUGGAGUGUCCUCCCGACGAAGUGCAGUAUCGUACAACAAACGAUGAGAAUAUUUCCGAGGAAAUGAAAGAUUUCUCUGGAGUUAUAUCAGUGACAAUCAAAUGGAUUCUUUUGCGAAUCGUGCCGACCUUCUAGAUCGUAGGCCUAAAACGUAGGUACGGGGUUGUGUAACGUAGAGAGGCUAGCACGGUCAAUGUAUUGACAUCACCGAGCGUGUCUUUCUUCUGCAGUUUAAUUUGCGAUGACGAGUUCCAUUCCUGAUAUGGAAUGACUCUCAGUUCGCUCAUCACUGAUGACGUUUGUGAGAUCGACCGACAUCACUCUUGGUCUUUCUGACAAGCGGGUCAGGCACAAUCCCAGUCCUUAGUGAAGACCUUCGAUUGAUAAAAAA